Molecule: messenger RNA, 3558 nt
Organism: Hemibagrus wyckioides
Lineage: Eukaryota; Metazoa; Chordata; Actinopteri; Siluriformes; Bagridae
Product: zinc finger protein 850-like
Exons: 5
Coding region: 322-1857 (511 amino acids)
Biological process (GO): regulation of transcription by RNA polymerase II
Cellular component (GO): nucleus
Molecular function (GO): DNA-binding transcription factor activity, RNA polymerase II-specific; RNA polymerase II transcription regulatory region sequence-specific DNA binding
Source: RefSeq, a predicted model, not a curated record
CAGAAUUUUGUUGUCCAGCAGAAAUCUGGACAACGUGCGGCAAACCCCAGCAUGCGUGUGUCUGUAUCAGAAGAUAGUGUGGUGGGAUGCAGACCUGUGUUCCAGUGGGCGGGGUUUAAGCUGUAAUUGGGCUGGAACUCUUCAGUCCAAUCUGGCAACCCUGGUCAUCGGAGUUCAUCCUCAGCGACCGUCCUGAGGGGAACAGCAGCAGCUCACUUCUGGCAGCGAACUGAACAUUAAUCUACUUUACUAAGGGUGAAGUCAAUGAAGAAAUGAAGACCCAUGGUCAUUUUGUGAUCCUUCUUCUUUAACAGACCCAAGAUGGAGUCAUCUCCAGGGCAGGAUGUUCCAGAGCCUGGAAUGUCUGUGACGGAUCACCUCCAUCCUGUGAGUCAAGUCACAAUACACAAACGGCUUCAAAUGCAGUUUAACUGCUCAGACUGUGGGAUGAGUUUUCAGUGUCUGAGUAUUCUCAAACAACACCGGCUCAUUCACACAGGAGAGGAGCCGUAUCACUGCUCACAGUGCGGGAUUAGUUUUAAGUAUCGGAGUACUCUCAGACAACACGAGCGCAUUCACACAAAAGAGAAAGCACAUCAGUGCUCAGAGUGCGGGAUGAGUUUUGCUCAGUUGAGUACUUUAAAAAGCCACCGGCUCAUUCACACAGGAGAGAAGCCAUAUCACUGCUCAGAGUGCGGGAAGAGUUUUAAGUAUCAGAGUACUCUCAUACAACACAAACGCAUUCACACAGGAGAGAAGCCGUAUCACUGCUCUCAGUGCGGGAAGAGUUUUAAUCAUGUCACUUCUCUGAAACGACACGAGCGCAUUCACACAGGAGAGAAGCCACAUCACUGCUCAGACUGCGGGAUGGGUUUUAAUCGUCUGAAUUCUCUCAAUCAGCACGAGCGCAUUCACACAGCAGAGAAGACGUAUCACUGCUCAGAGUGUGGGAAGAGUUUUAAUCAUAUCAGUACUCUCAAACGACACGAGCGCCUUCACACAGGAGAGAAGCCACAUCGCUGCUCAGACUGCGGGAUGAGUUUUAAUCGUCUGAGUACUCUCGAACAACACCGGCUCAUUCACACGGGAGAGAAGCCACAUCACUGCUCUCAGUGCGGGAUGAGUUUCAGUCAUGUGAGUAUUCUCAAUCAACACAAGCGCAUUCACAGAGGAGAGAAGACAUAUCACUGCUCAGAGUGUGGGAAGAGUUUUAAGUUUCGGAGUGCUUUCAGUCAACACAAGCGCAUUCACACAGGAGAGAAGCCGUAUUACUGCUCAGAGUGUGGGAUAAGUUUUAAUCGUCUAGAUACUCUCAAACAACACAAGCGCAUUCACACAGGAGAGAAGCCACAUCACUGCUCAGAGUGUGGGAAGAGUUUUGCUAAGCGGAGUACUUUAAAAAGCCACCAGCGCAUUCACACAGGAGAGAAGCCAUAUCACUGCUCAGAGUGCGGGAUGAGUUUUAAGUUUCUGAGUGCUCUCAAUCAACACAAGCUCAAUCACACAGAAGAGAAGCCAUAUCACUGCUCAGAGUGCGGGAAGAGUUUUAAGUUUCUGAGUGCUUUCAAUCAACACAAGCGCAUUCACACAGGAGAGAAGCCAUAUUAUUGCUCAGACUGCGGGAUGAGUUUUAAGUUUCUGAGUGCUUUCAAUCAACACCAGCGCAUUCACACAGGAGAGAAGCCAUAUCACUGCUCAGACUGCGGGAUGAGUUUUAAGUUUCGGAGUGCUUUCAAUCAACACAAGUGCAUUCGCAAAGGAGAGAAGUCAUAUCACUGCUCAGAGUGUGGGAAGAGUUUUGCUCAGCUGGGUAAUUUACGAAGCCACCAGCGCAUUCACACCACAGAGAAGCCAUAAUCUCACCAAGUCAUCAGCUACUGUAGAAUAAAUGUAUAGAUAAAUUUGCAUUGUUUCCUGUUUUUGGAUGUACACUAGUCUGCGAUUUAUACUAACACUUGUGUACUAGUCUGCGAUUUAUACUGAGACUUGUGUACUAGUCUGUGAUUUAUACUGAGACUUGUACACUAGUCUGAGAGAAUGCAGAAAGAAACAGAUAAUAUUUGCACAAUCAUGCAUUCAAGUUCAAAACAAGUUCAAGUUUAAUGGCUUUACAAAUCUUUUCUCAAUGCAUAUGAUUAGACCUCAGUAAAGUACAUUUUCAUAAAAAAAUUGUAACUAAAAAUUUUAGAAAUGUAGAAAACUUCCUGUUUCGGUAAUGAUAAUCAAAAAGUGGUGUUAACAUUCUGACAAUAGAAUAUUUAACAUUUAACUGGAGAGAUAUGAAGAGAUGAUCUUGCCUGGUCACCAUCUUGAAGUAACUGUCCCAUGUGCUCCAUCACUCAUAAUCAAACUUUAUUUCCAUUCUGUAUGUGUGUUUAAACAGUCCUCAAAAAGUGUUGUGGAGGAUGAGAACAUCAGGCAUGGACACAUCAUUUUCCUACUUUUUUUCAUCAUUAUUAUACAUGAAUAUUCAGUAAAUUAUUUUUUCUGACACACAUUCAGACACAUCCGGACGCGUUGCGGUAAUGAGAAUUUCAACAGAAAAUGCAGUAAAAUAGAAAAAUAAUUCAUUCUCAUGUUGAAUUUCCACAUUGUGCAAGGUAGAAAACAGUAUUGACUUUAUUCUGAUGCUUUUUUAUAUUACUAAAUUACACUUUUUAUAUUUAAAAUCAUUAGUGCCGUGGUGUUUCAAUGGUUUUGUGAGAGUCACCCCCAUAUAAGGGUAUCAUCAGUCAUGACGCAGAGUUUCGUUCUACAUACGUAACCUGUUGUAGUUUUUGAAUAUGAUAUAAACAAUAAAAAGAACUGUCAAAGCUUCAUUUUAAUUACUCUAAGUCAACAACAAUUAUUUUUGUAUGGAUUACACAAAGUAUUUUAGUAUGUUAAACAGCAUCUUAGUUAAAUUACUAGGGAAAUUAGAGUAAGGUUUACUCAAAAUAUUUCAGCUACAACUGCUUUAAAUACACUAUAUUGCCAAAAGUAUUUGCUCACCCAUCCAAAUAAUCAGAAUCAGGUGUUCCAAUCACUUCCAUGGCCACAGGUGUAUAAAAUCAAUCACCUAGGCAUGCAGACUGUUUUUACAAACAUUUGUGAAAGAAUGGGUCGCUCUCAGGAGCUCAGUGAAUUCCAGCGUGGAACUGUGAUAGGAUGCCACCUGUGCAACAAAUCCAGUCGUGAAAUUUCCUCGCUCCUAAAUAUUCCACAGUCAACUGUCAGCUGUAUUAUAAGAACGUGGAAGUGUUUGGGAACGACAGCAACUCAGCCACGAAGUGGUAGGCCACGUAAACUGACGGAGCGGGGUCAGCGGAUGCUGAGGCGCAUAGUGCGAAGAGGUCGCCAACUUUCUGCAGAGUCAAUCGCUACAGACCUCCAAACUUCAUGUGGCCUUCAGAUUAGCUCAAGAACAGUGCGCAGAGAGCUCCAUGGAAUGGGUUUCCAUGGCCGAGCAGCUGCAUCCAAGCCAUACAUCACCAAGUGCAAUGCAAAGCGUCGGAUGCAGUGGUGUAAAGCACGCCGCCACUGGACUCUAGAGCAGUGGAGACGCGUUCUCUGGAGUGA